Messenger RNA from Brienomyrus brachyistius, 1521 nucleotides. It is a transcript of the gene dnajc22, whose product is annotated as DnaJ (Hsp40) homolog, subfamily C, member 22. NCBI's taxonomy places the organism in Eukaryota, Metazoa, Chordata, Actinopteri, Osteoglossiformes, Mormyridae. The transcript is spliced from 4 exons. Gene Ontology annotation, biological process: endocytosis. Gene Ontology annotation, cellular component: early endosome; plasma membrane. The record is from RefSeq and is a predicted model, not a curated record. Bases 131 to 1159 code for a protein of 342 amino acids.
AAUGCAGUGAAAACGUACUUUCAGAAACAUUUGCGGGAGAGUUGGAGGAAACAGAGAAGCUCACUGGCAAGGAUGGGACUGGCUCUUUAAAUGAACAACAACCAUUCUGCCACUGGCUGCCGAUUCCCUUAUGGCCAAAAGACUGCUCAUCACAUAUGCAUUAUGGGUAAUAGGCGGUCCCCUGGGCCUUCACCACUUCUAUUUGGGGAGGGACAGCCACGCUCUGCUGUGGUUGCUCACCGUGGGAGGCUUCGGAGUGGGAUGGAUGAGGGAGGUUUUCCGCCUUCCUGCUUACGUCAGUGAAGUAAACCGAGAGGCGGUCAGAGAUGGUGUGAGACACCGUAACUCCCGACCUCCCCCAUUAAGUCCCGUCCGAUUCGCUGGCCAGGUCUGCGUGGGGAUCUACUUUGGCACAGUGGCCCUGAUCGCCCUGAACUCCCUCCACUUCUUCUACCUUCUGGUAUUGCCACUUUCCGUGGGUGCUGGGGUGCACCUGGUGUCCUGCGUCGGCAGAGAGACGUCGGACCUGCAGAAGACCCUCACCACCUGUGUCAUGACAUCCCCCCUCUUUUACGGGAGCAAGCUCUCGCCCCUGCCUAUCAGCCUGGCUGCCAGCAUCACUGCUAUCAGGCAUCGCAGGUUCAAAGACCCCCUAGCAGCAAACGACCCGCCUGAGUCACUCGGUCCGCGUCUGUACCGCUUGGGUCUCGCCUGGCUGGCUUUCUCAGCACCUCUGGGAUAUUGCGUCUUUCACAACAUGACUGCCACCCUCGGCUACCUGGUGGACUGUGUGUCAGUCAUUCUGGAUGCCCUGUGGUUCUUCCCCUGGCUCCAGGGGGUGCUGGAAUAUUUCCUGUUGCUUCCGUACAAGGUGCUGCGUGCUCUGACGGGAGCCGGGCUCCCAGAGGAAAGCUGGAGGAAGGUGCUGGAGGUCCUGCUUAGAGAGUACAGCAAGAGAGAGAAAGAGGCAAUGCAGGUUUUGUUGGUGCGUGAAGGAGCCUCCAUGGAGGAGAUCACACGCAGUUACAGGGAGUUGGUGAAGGUGUGGCACCCAGAUCACAACCCCAGGCAGAUGACCGAGGCCCAGCAGAUGUUCAUUAGGAUCCAGGAGGCUUAUGAGACACUAAUGCAACGACACAAGAAAACCCAGAAAGAAUAGAGUUUUGGGUACCACUUUACAACAAGGCUCCCUUUUGCCACUUGUAAAUGGUAGCAACUUAUUAAUAAAAAUAAAACUGUGUUAUAACUUGUCUAAAAUUGUCUAUUAAUAAUUUACAAAGUGUUACAACCUAAUUAAUAACCAGAUUAUUACUUCAUAAACUCUUUAUAUGGGUGGCCUUAUUGUAAAGUGGCACCGAGUUUUACAGUGUUAAUGCAAUGUAGGGACCCACUAAUCCUGGCAGGCUGAUGCAAAAAGGUGCACAGAUGUAAAAUGAACAACACGUUUACUUUUUCAGAAAUUGCAUAUUUCUCUUUGUGAUGCUAGGGCUGGUUAUUGAAAUAAAAUUGUUUAAGCAGUUA